Messenger RNA from Anoplophora glabripennis (Asian longhorned beetle), 696 nucleotides. RefSeq names its product DNA translocase FtsK-like. Gene Ontology annotation, molecular function: structural constituent of cuticle. NCBI's taxonomy places the organism in Eukaryota, Metazoa, Arthropoda, Insecta, Coleoptera, Cerambycidae. The transcript is spliced from 3 exons. The record is from RefSeq and is a predicted model, not a curated record. Bases 1 to 660 code for a protein of 219 amino acids.
AUGAAGAAUAACAGGCAGAGUGGCAUCUUUUCUCUUCAGGCCGUAUUUGCUUGCUCUUUGACCGCCACCUUGGCGGCCUACAACGGACCCCUCGCUGGAGGCCUUCCUGCUGCCCAGUACCCCGCCGGUGUCGACCCCAAAUCCUGUCCAAACUUCCCUGACUGCUCCAACCCAGCCGUAGCAGUGCAAUCACCUCAAGCCUAUCAAGCGCCAUCUCAAUACCAACAACCAGCUCCCCAAUACCAGCAACCCGCGCCCCAAUACCAACAAGCUCCUCAAUAUCAACAACCCCAACAGUACCAAGCACCUGCUCCUCAGUACCAACCUCAGCAACCACAACCCAUCGCUCACUACAAGGAUGCCGUUUCCCAAUACAACCCUGUCCUGCCACAACAGUACAGCCAAUCACCCCAGCAGCAACAGUAUUCCCCAGAAAUCCAGAACGCCUUGAACAGAGGAGAGUAUAUUGGUGAUGGCGAUUACCACGGUGAAGGUCUCAGGGAAGCACUUGCUCCAGAAGCCCAACAACCAGCCCGGCCCGCCUACAACGCUGCCCCUCAGUACCAACAGGCCCCGGGACCCCAGUACCACCCCCCAGCCUCCCAAAUCCCCGCUGGAGUUAAUGCCCAAGCGUGUCCCAACUAUCCUUUCUGUCACUAAUGAUUCACUCUUCUACAGCCAGACUGCCAGCUGACA